GGAUUCGAAUCACGAAAAGAGUUGGGGAAGAGUGAAAUAGCUACUUGCAGCUUGCUGCUGCCAAGGGGAAAAUGGAAUUUACUGUUGAACAGAAUAAAGGUUGGUGCUGUUCUGGAUGUUAGUCAAGAAAGGAAACAAAAAGACGCCAUUCUGGCCGCUGGCGAACUGGUCUGUUUUUGCUUUUCCUUUGUAGUUUUUCAUUAUUUACCGGCUGCUCUGUUCGCCUGUAAAUGAACAAUCGGAAGGUUGAGUACCAAGGAUUGAACAAUGAGUGUGUAAGUGAUUAUUCUUUUGAAUCAUUUGAUCGUUCCUCUGGAGAUUUUGGUUCUCGGCAGACUUGGAAUAUGGGAGCUUGUUUCCACUCUCCGAUACCGGCCCUGGAGGGAGGCUCUCUGCAGCCAAACCCAAGGCCCUCUGCUUUAGGAAGUAGCACCAUUUCAAGCCAUUAUGGAUUACCAACUUCUGCCUUCUAUGCAACAGAACGUUACAUGGGUUUUCCACAAUAUCAGGGUGCUCGUUCAUGGUUCUCAGAGUUUCUAAAGAACUAUGAUCAAGCAGUAUCAUCAUGUGAACCUUCUGAGGAACCUUUCUCUGUUGAUCCAGAAAGGCGUGAUGAUCUUGACCUUCAACCGAGAGAUACUCUGCAAUCUGUUAUGGAACUUCCCUUCUGUAGCAAUCAGAAUUCCAGAUUUUCUGAGAUCUCCAAUACAAGUUCAUACAGAAAUUUUCCGGGAAUAGAGCCUCAUCCACUUCUGCGACAUAAGUUGGUGGGUGAGGAUGCCACCUUGAACAGUAGGCACCCUUCAAUUCUUUUUGAAGUAAAUCAGAAUCCUGGAGUUGGUUAUAAACCAGUCACCUCUCCCCUUGCACAGACAAGCUUCAAUGUUCAGCUAGAGAAGCAGUCUCCAAUACCUCCUGCAGUUGUUUCUGUUGCUUCUGGUAGUAUUGUUUCAGCUGGAGCUGCAGUCUCAAAUAAAACACGGAUUAGAUGGACUCCUGAUCUUCAUGAGAGAUUUGUCGAAUCUGUGAAUCGCCUUGGUGGUGCCGAAAAGGCAACUCCAAAGGGUAUCCUUAAGUUGAUGGCUUCCGAAGGUUUAACCAUCUUCCAUGUGAAAAGCCAUUUGCAGAAAUAUCGAAUUGCCAAAUACAUGCCAGAAUCUUCAGAAGGGAGAUCUGAGAGAGCUUGUAUAAACAGCAUGGCUCAGAUUGAUGCAAAAACCGGCAUGCAAAUAACGGAGGCACUGCGGUUACAACUGGAUGUCCAGAAGCGUCUUCAUGAGCAGCUAGAAAUUCAGCGAAAUCUACAAAUGCGGAUUGAAGAACAAGGGAGGCAACUCAAGAAGAUGUUUGAGCAGCAACAGAAAGCAAACAAGAACUGGUUUGAGACCCAAAACUUGGACAUCAUGUUCCCAGAUGACCAAUCAAACAGUCAUGAAGAUGCUCAGGUUUCUACUGUAGGUGAAGGAUCAGAGGAUGCCAACUUUACAUCCAAAACUGACAACCAAAAUACUUCCCAUCCAAGAUAAGUUCACUAGUUUUUGAAAGCUUGUUUGUAAGCAGGAUAUUAAUUUGUCCAUUAAAUGUAAGCCAUGGGUUAUUACAACUUUGACUCAAUGCAACAGAAUCAACACAACCUCAUGUUUCUUGGUGAUUUUGGAAAUUUAUUAUGAGCAAACAGGGUGGCCAAUUUACAUGUAUA
Messenger RNA from Nelumbo nucifera (sacred lotus), 1699 nucleotides. RefSeq names its product myb family transcription factor RLI1-like. NCBI's taxonomy places the organism in Eukaryota, Viridiplantae, Streptophyta, Magnoliopsida, Proteales, Nelumbonaceae. The record is from RefSeq and is a predicted model, not a curated record. Gene Ontology annotation, molecular function: DNA-binding transcription factor activity; DNA binding.